Dermochelys coriacea (leatherback sea turtle) is the source of this 1965-nucleotide messenger RNA. It is a transcript of the gene SLC38A6, whose product is annotated as solute carrier family 38 member 6. Gene Ontology annotation, biological process: amino acid transmembrane transport; L-glutamine transport. Lineage: Eukaryota; Metazoa; Chordata; Testudines; Dermochelyidae. The record is from RefSeq and is a predicted model, not a curated record. The coding region runs from base 496 to 1764 and encodes 422 amino acids. Gene Ontology annotation, molecular function: L-glutamine transmembrane transporter activity. The transcript has 16 exons.
GAGAGCGGGCUCGGGGUGGAGCGGUUGGCCGGGCUGGGCGCGAAGGGCACCAUGCAGCAGCCGGGACCCGGGAGUAUCAACUGCGAGCCGGGCUGGUACCUGUCCGUCCGCGAGCAGGAAGGGGAGCAGGAGUCCACCCCGUUGCUGCCUCCGGCGCCGCUGGGCGAUGUGUGUGAGGGGGCGGGUCCCGGGGGCAGAGUCGGGUCUGAGCUGGAGCCGGGGAGGACGGAGGUGUCAGGCAUGUAGGUGUGAGGGGAGGAAGGGGAGACUUUUUAUCCCCAGGACAGGUCCCGCCUAGCCAGGCCUCCCCGCUUGCGCUUUGAGGGGCGCCUGGGGAUGGGAGGAUAGAUCAUUCUCCAUGGGCAAUUCAAGCCUUGGCUAGUGGCUUGAUCCUACCACCCGAGAAAGUAGAUUAAGGGCCAGUGGGUUGUUUGUGAAGUGAAACAAUUGUUCACCCGACUGAGAUCACCAAACUCGGUUUUGAUGAUACAUUAGAUGAGAGCCCUGAAUCAUGCAUCUUCAGGUGUUUCCUUUGGUUUCUCAGUAUUUAAUUUAAUGAAUGCAAUCAUGGGAAGUGGAAUACUUGGUUUAUCCUAUGCCAUGGCCAACACAGGGAUCAUUGGAUUUAGUAUCUUGCUGCUGAUUGUUGCCAGCCUUGCUUCUUACUCUGUAUUUCUGCUGCUUAGUAUGUGCAUUCAGACUGCUGUCACUUCUUAUGAAGAUCUUGGUCUCUUUGCAUUUGGAUCAGCUGGGAAGGUUAUUGUGGGAAGUACGAUAAUUAUUCAGAAUAUUGGAGCUAUGUCAUCUUAUCUUUUAAUUGUUAAAUCUGAACUGCCUGGUGCAAUUGCAGGAUUCAUAAGUGGAAAUGACAGCGGGUCAUGGUAUCUUGAUGGCAGAGUGCUGUUACUGAUUACUUCAGUCUGCAUUGUUUUUCCUCUUGCACUUCUUCCAAAAAUUGGCUUUCUUGGCUAUACAAGUAGUUUAUCAUUUUUCUUUAUGGUGUACUUUGCUCUUGUGGUUGUAAUAAAAAAAUGGUCCAUCCCUUGUCCACUGACAUUAAACAGCCCUAUAGAGAUCUUACAGAUUUCAAAUUCUACUGAGGAUUGUAAAGCAAAGCUCUUUCAUUUUUCUAAGGAGAGUGCUUAUGCCAUUCCAACCAUGGCCUUCUCGUUUCUCUGCCAUACCUCAGUAUUGCCCAUUUACUGUGAGCUCCGAAGUCCAUCAAAAAGCAGAAUGCAGAAUGUAACCAACACAGGAAUUGGUCUGAGUUUCCUACUCUAUUUUGUGUCUGCCUUGUUUGGGUACCUUACUUUUUAUGACAAAGUGGACUCUGAAUUACUUCAAGGUUACACCAGGUACCUGCCACAUGAUAUUGUCAUCAUGACUGUAAAACUAGGCAUGUUAUUUGCUGUGAUUUUGACAGUGCCUCUAAUACAUUUCCCUGCAAGGAAGGCUGUAAUGAUGAUAUUUUCAUCUCAUCUUCCUACUUCGUGGAUUUGCCAUAUCCUUGUCACUUUAGCACUCAAUGCAAUCAUUGUUUUGCUUGCAUUGUAUGUGCCCGAUAUUAGAAAUGUAUUUGGAUUAGUUGGUUCUACCACAUCUACGUGUUUGCUCUUUGUGUAUCCUGGACUGUUUUAUCUUAAACUUAGCAGGGAGGACUUUAUAUCACGACAGAAGCUUGGGGCUUGUGCAUUGUUUAUUUUUGGCAUACUUAUUGGUCUCUUAAGUUUAGCCUUAAUCAUUUUCAAUUGGAUUUAUCAAUAAAAUCCCUUCCAUUGCUCUUGAGCUGGACUUGAGAAAGACAAUUCUCAGCAACAUAUUGCAAAUUCUCAACUGAAUGCUGGACAUCUUCAAGAAGAAACCCUUCAAAAGCGGUGUAUGAAACAAGUAACAUUUUGUUUGUUUACUUUCAUGUCCAUUUCUUUGGUUUACUUCAUGCACAAUUAAACUCUUCCAUUCUACAAA